UCGAGGUUGAAUCUCUACGCGUCUCUCGUCCCGUUUAGCACGAUUUUUUUUCACGCGUUGCUCGCGUUACGUAGCGCGGUAAACCGCACUAUCGGUUCCACUUCACGGUAUCCGAGCGUAAAAUCACGCCGCGGUGAAGUUUUGUUUCCAGCUCGUUCUUCGUUACAUCGUUCGUAAUCGCGCGCUCCUAUCCUCCUCGUUUCGUACAAGCUCGUUUCAUCGCGUCGUGCGCGUUUACUCGUUCUCUCUCUCUCUCUCUGUCUCUCUCUCUCUUCCCUUCAGGUCAAUUAGCGUGCAGCCCGGUUUAAUGAUCUUUCGAACGUCAUUAAACUGGCGCUCGGUCGGGGUGCACUCGAGGCGUGAACUUCGACGGGCAAGCUCGGCGUCAAGUAGCUGGAAAAUGAUACGUUCGGCACGACGGCGACAACGUAACUUCGAUGGUCGUUAAAGUACGACGACAAGUUCUCGGCGGGAUGUCAACAUCAUCGCGUCUGUCUCUGCUGUCCAACGCAGCGAUCUUAUAGUCUACGAAGCGAAAUGUCGCGACAGCACGAGAAGCGGGAACGAGGCAGCCCUUAAAGGAACCGAAUCAUCCAUAAUCCCGAAACCGAGAGCCACCGUUCGGUUCAUCCCUUCUAACCGGGGAUACUAACGGCACGGGACAGCUCAAAUUCCUCAAAGGAGCUGGUUAACCAUCCCGACGAUCUUCCAGGAGGACACACCGAUAUACAAGGACGUGGUUACGCGUUAUCUGUGUACACGUGCGCGCAGCUGGACGAACCAGGAAGGAAGUUGAAGCGGAUAGGGUUGGCCGAGCUGAAGGCAGCGAGCUUUAACUCGCUCGCCUAAAGACACAGUUGUCGAGCUUGUUGGCCGAGCUUACCGCAAACCAGCAUUCCACAAACUUGCGCAAUAUCCACAAACCCGUGUAGCCGCGAAAUUCUUUGGCAAAUCUUCGUGUUUGCCGAGACGCAACGCGUCCCGGGUGCUGCCGCAUCGCGCUCGUAACAGUUACACGGGAGACGAACCUGCGUCCUCGAGGUGCAGCCGAGUGAGAAAAAUGCACCGCUGAAAAGAGGCUCGACGAGGAACGGUGCUGUCUUCCGUUUAACGUCGACGUCGACGGGUUUGGAACAGUUGAGACGGUUGGGAAACGAGCAGCCGGAGAAAGUAGACGAGACGAGGGUGUCCCGUUUAAGGCAGAAUAUUAGUCGUGUCGUUUAAACGGUCCUCGUGUUUCGCCAGCCUUGAAUCGGCAUCGUAAUAUCCCGUGACGUUUUUACAUAGUCUGUCCAUAGAAGUUUUGCAAGCUCGCGUGAACCCUUCUCUAUCACGCGCUGACAUUUUUUUUCCAAUUAAAAACCGACCGGCGGAGGACAAUGCGAUUCGACUGACGACGGUCGUUCUUACGAGACUCGAAAGCAGGAUUCGUUAUCCGCGUUGAUGCGGACAGCUUGAGCGACGUUUUUGUUUAAAACCGACCGUCCCCGAAAGCGCAGGAAUUCGAACGGUGACAUUAAUGUUAUAUGUUCAGUCGGCGAGCUUUAAGCUCGGCAAAGAAAGCGCAAACUUUCCGCACGAUUGCGCGAAUAUCAAACGGGAGGAAAGCAGGAAGAAGCUGCGGUGCUCGUGUAAAGGAACGGAACGGUGGAUAUUUCCCGGCCGGUAUCUCUGCUCGCUGUCGGCUAAAAAAAGGAAGAGAGAAAGCAACGGAGAUUUCUGUAGAAGCGUGGUUUGACUGUGCGGAACAGUAGCGACGGCUACGUUGAAAGCCACUCGACGGAAAGAACCGGGACGUUGGCUUCCAUGGCCUACAGCAUCCUGUAUUUCUGAUAACGUACAGAACUCGACUAACGUACCGCCAGGAACAUCCGUGAAACGAGGCUGAAUGAGACGGCGCGUCGGCGGGCAAGAAACUGCUAUUAACUUCACCGCCAAAGGAUAUCGUCGACCGACUCGUCUUGCAAACUUCAACAAUAUCCCCCUUGAACAGCAAACCUAUUACGCGACGCGUUUCGACACGUGUAUCUUCCUGGGUUUGUUCCCGUGUACGCAUCCGCAGGAAAAGCAGCAACUCGUCCCGUUGCCUGUUACGUUUCCAGAGGUAUAAUCUAUAGACUAGGUCGAACAAUAGAGGCUUCGACGUCUCGAACGAAGCAACUUGCCAGAACCAAAGCCAUCCUACGAUGCACUCCCGUUCACCUUUCGGGAUCUCGAUAAAGGAUCGGGGAAACUAGGUUUCAUCGUGGUCGUUCGCGAGCCAGCCUCGUUUCACGACGAACAGGGAACGACCCUCUAUAACUGUAUACCAGUCGUUAACGAUAGGACGUAUUUCGUGGCCAAACGAUUCGACCCGGAUGCGAGCAAUGACGUAAACUCGGCCAAUAAUCUAACGGCUGGAUUGAUCUGUUUAACGCCUGAUACAGAGUUGAUACUGGAUUCUGUUCGUUUCCCAACGCAACUGUGGAAAGUUUUCUCUUUCGCCCCGGCGGCGUUAAUCAAUCGGCGAGAACCGAGCGACAGAAACAAUCGCGCCAGACGAAUGGGAAUGCGAUGAGAGGUUCCUUGUCUUUCGGAAAUAUCGAGCAUCGGUAGCUCGUGUCGGAUGGAUCGAGUUUCUUGCCGCGUCAUCGACAAGUGGCAGCUCUCUCUUCGGGAAAGCUUUCAAUCUGUGGAUUGAACCCGAAGCCCGGGUUCUAACGGUGCUCGUCGGGUUACGUUAAAUCCGAGAACGCCGGUGAAUGAGGCCAGGCGACGACGAGGUGGCAAUUGGCGGCAAGCUGUGGCAACCGCCAGGCAGAAAAAUAUGGUACACGGGACCGCGGGUCUGUGGCACGACGCGGGAUUCAACGUAUCACGGUGGCUGAUGAUCAUAAUACACGGAUACAGGGCUACCACCCUUCUCUUAUCCAUCCUCCUUAACGUGAUGGUGCGAACUGAGUAUCCCACGGCGGUUACGGCGGAAAUAGUGGCGGUUAACGAGAACUCCCUUGAAACAGGCAUCACCGGGAAAUCGUUAGACAUCGAUCUGCCACCCACGUUGCCGAUGAGCUUCGGGACUGAAAAUUCCACGAUGAUCUCGGCCCAAUCCGGAUCCAUAGCGUUGCUGCCCUGCGUCGUCCAUAAUCUAGGGGACGGAGUGGUGUCGUGGAUCAAACGGAAGAACGUUCAGGAGCUACUGACCAUCGGGAGGAUAGCGUACGCCUACGACGAACGUUUCCAGCCAAUUCAUUUCCAUCACAGCGAGGAUUGGACUCUUCAAAUAAAAUACGUCCAGCCGAGAGAUGCCGGAUUGUACGAGUGCCAAGUAUCCACCCACCCACCUACCAGUAUAUUUCUGUUCCUCGAGGUUGUUGAGGCCAGAGCCGAGAUAGACGGUCCCUCGGAGAAGUUCGUGAGGCCGGGCAGCACGUUGCAGCUUCAUUGCGAGGUGAAAAAAUCGACCGAGACGCCCUCCUAUCUAUUCUGGUACCACAACUUCCGGAUGAUCAGCUUCGACGGGGAUCGAGGGGUCAAUGUCAGCACCGAUCUGACGGGGCGCGAGAGUUGGCUGGAGGUGCCCCGUGCGUCCGAUCGCCAUUCCGGAAAUUACACCUGCGAGGCGAGCAACGCUCAACCUGCCCGUGUGUUGGUGCACGUGUUCAAAGGAGAUAAUCCGGCCGCGAUGCAGCACAGCAUCGCGUCAUCGCCAUCUAUCAUGGCGUGCAGUGCGCUACUGAUGAUGUUUACCACGUUGAAACUGGUGUUGCAUUCGACCACCACGAACUGACCAUCGUGUAACACCGUCGCUUGUCAAUCAGGGACAAAAGUAUAAAAAAUGGAAUAUCCACAGGUUGUGAUGAUUCAUUUUUUUUUUUCUCUAUUUCUUUCUUUCUUUCUUUCAAGAAAAAGUGUUACGCUGUUGGAAGACUCUAGUUGGACCUGUGAAUGCAUCUUCGAAAGGUAAAAGAAAGGUAAAAAAUGAGGUUCAUUCGGAUUAACGAGACUCUGAGCUGCAGACUCGGGGAUAAAAAGGAAUCGUGCAAAUAGGGAUGUCAGGGGACUGUAAUGGUGUCCUGGGUUCGAUUCCCAGCGCCGCGAUCCUUAUUUUUUACGGAUUCCUAUAAAAGUGUAAGUCGUAUACAUUUCCCCGUGUAACGAACUAUGCUUGUGUAAAUAGCGUUAACGAUGCUCAAGCAACUAAACCCGCGUAUGUAGUAGCACCGCGUGGGUAACGAAGUGGUCGCAUGUAUCUGGAAAAAUGAUUUCGUGUUCGGUGCAGAAACAUUUUGAAAAGGGGGCUCGAAAUCGGACUGGGUACAAGGGGUAGGUUACACGACGAGCACGAGCUAGAAUUUCACGGGACACCACCCGCUCUAUUAACCGUUGUGAUACGUGUAAAUGUAAGCUGUGUGUACUAUCGCGAUCAUAGAAGCGUAAUUGUGUAAUCUGUCUGCGACGAGUGGCACGAUUAAUGGCGAUAAUCCUGUCGCGAACCGACGCAUUUUGCCGACCGAAACUUUCCAAACAGUGUUCCACCUCGUGGCGAUAACUUUAUUCGGUCGCGGUAUUAACUUCCUCUCUUCCCCUCGUGGUAGCACUCUGAAAAUUUGUUACGUUAAUGGCAACGACCCACGAGAGAUCGCGGCUGUCGACCAACCGGUUCCGUAACUUUGUCCGGGGAAAAGAAAGAAAAGUGAAAAGUACGCGAUGUCGUGAUAGAGUUCCGAUGGUGGAACCAUCGGAUAUCCGAUUUAAAACGGACAAACUUAACCGCGAUCUAAUCGAAUAUCAGAAUAUUCGGCCUACGUACAGGUGCGCGUAAUUAAUCGUGAUAAUCCCGGCGUAAUGCAGCACAGCCUAAUGACAUUAUCUUCUAUUGCCUUGCUACGCACGGACGACCUUGCUCAUAAUGUCCAAAUUAGUUCUAUCUGACGUCCACAAAAUGACCGUGCUCAGGUGUUACACGUAUGUAGAGAAGAACCGACGCGACGUUUACGAGGAACACCGAGGUUUCCUGGAAAAUAACGAUGCCAUUGGUGAACAUGUUUCACGUUAGAAUAUCCACAGGAAUUAUGUGAUAAUAUUUGUGUUAAUGGAUCGUGGUAGGAGGGAUCUCGUUAACGUCGAAUUGUGCCAAUCGUGUGUCAUUUUCGUUUUGUUAGGUUCAAUUUUAUUGUACAUAUAUUUCCUGACGUCGGUUAAUUGUUGUUCGUAAAUCACAAGGGGUGGUUGAAUUAUUGAUACAAAUUGUGCGGGUUGCCAUAUUUCUCGAUAAUCAGUAUUUAUGGUAGAUUAAAAAAUUUAGUUACUUCUCUGAAAAUAAUUAUUUAUGAACAUUUCUUCUGAACCUUUUAUCUUCGUUGGUGGAUAAUAUCCAUCGAGAGGUGAUGUAAAAUGUAACACCAUAUUUUCAUUAAAUGUUCUAUUAACCCGCGCGAUUUAUACCUAUGAUUCAGCGAUUCCUGUAUAUUAUAAAUCCAUUAAAGGGACGCGUUUCUGUUUUUCCAACGAAGAAUGGGAACGAUUUUCUGGACCACGAUGUUUCGCAACGUUAAUAUUACAGCAUGUUAUCAAAACCCCAUUAUCAUCCAAGUAGUUGUUCCACUUGUCCAUACACGUUGUCAACGAGGAUAAUCCAAUUGCAAAGAUAAUAAAUCGUAUUACGAGCGAUGUACCGAAUCUCGAUACGAUCGGAUAAAAGAUUAUCGUAAGCUGCAUCGAAGAUGGUACAUCGACUCGGUAACAAUUCUUCAGAAGGAAUCUUCAGAUCGGUCGAUUUCUUCCGAUCGGGAAAAGGAAAUAAAAGGUUACUAGCGUUUCGACGAGAAACUUUUGGUUGACGUAAAAGUUAAAGCAAUGGAUAAUUUAAUGUGAUGUUCGAUGAUAUUGUCACUGUCUGUUGUAUGUAUAUACCUAUAUAAAUAUGUUACGAACGUCGCACAAUGUUACUCUCAUUUACGGUUGAAUAAAGUUUUCAUAUAAAUUCCAA
Messenger RNA from Osmia bicornis bicornis, 5971 nucleotides. RefSeq lists its product as uncharacterized. NCBI's taxonomy places the organism in Eukaryota, Metazoa, Arthropoda, Insecta, Hymenoptera, Megachilidae. The record is from RefSeq and is a predicted model, not a curated record. The coding region runs from base 2807 to 3769 and encodes 320 amino acids. Gene Ontology annotation, cellular component: neuron projection membrane. Gene Ontology annotation, biological process: synapse organization. The transcript has 5 exons.